Messenger RNA from Paramecium sonneborni, 806 nucleotides. Lineage: Eukaryota; Ciliophora; Oligohymenophorea; Peniculida; Parameciidae. The record is from the annotation of a GenBank genome assembly.
AUGGUAAAAGCAAUCUCUUGGCAUGAAACUAAUAUAAGAUGGUUUGUAUUAUGUCUAAUUGGUGUUUAUCCAUUAGCUCAAUUCCUUAUAGCUGAAUUGCCAGCAUUGUUAGGAGAAUAAAUAAAGAACUAUUUUUAGGUAACUCAAGAAGAUGUUAAUUAUUUACUAUUAUUUGAAUCACUUCCAAAUAUGAUUAUGACAUUAGUAGGAGGUUUAAUAAUUGAUGCUUUUGGUGUUAGAAGAUCAUAUGUACUUUUUGGAUUAGUAGUAAUUCUUGGUUAAUGUAUGUUUAUAAUAAUUACCACAUUUAGUUUUGUGCUUAGUUUCAGUGUUUUUACAAAGUUUUAAAUUAAUGAUUAUUGGAAGGUUUAUAUUUGGUAUAUUUGAAUCAAGUGGAUGUGUAGCAGAGAGUUAUUACAUUAAUAAAUGGUUCAAAGAUAAAGAAAAUUCUUUUGCAUAUGGGUAAUUAUUUAUAAUAUAUAAAUAUAUAGUAUUGACACUGCACUUUGCAGAAUUGGAUCAAUAAGUGCUUCAAUACUAUACCCAUUCUUAUAUUCAGCUUCUGAUAAUGAUUUGUCUAGAUGUUUACUUAUGUGUUUUAAAAUUGCAAUUUUUAGUUUCAUUACAAUUUUAAUACUAACUUAAAUAGACAGAUUUAGUGAUAUUAGAGAUAAAGUAGAAGAUCAAAAAUUAGAAAGCAUUGAACUUAGAUAAAUUAAAAAUUUUAGUUUAGAAUUUUAUAUUACAUUAAUAAGUUGUGCAACAUGCUAUUCAGUAUUUUUUAUAUUCAGUUAUAAUUCCGUUGA